Molecule: messenger RNA, 183 nt
Organism: Fusarium pseudograminearum CS3096
Lineage: Eukaryota; Fungi; Ascomycota; Sordariomycetes; Hypocreales; Nectriaceae
Exons: 2
Coding region: 1-183 (60 amino acids)
Source: RefSeq, a predicted model, not a curated record
AUGAAUAAGGGCCAGGGCCUUGAGUCUGCCGUUCACACAAAGUCCCAGGUUUACGGUCGCGCAAGCUUAUUCCUUGUUAGCGGCUGCAAGGAGGCAUUGUACCGAUACGUUCUUGAGUCUCAUUCGCUCGUCAUCUGCGUGCAUACAACUAUUUCCUCUCUUGUCGGCAAGGGGAGCAAUUAG